Molecule: messenger RNA, 2085 nt
Organism: Camellia sinensis
Lineage: Eukaryota; Viridiplantae; Streptophyta; Magnoliopsida; Ericales; Theaceae
Product: cytochrome P450 736A117
Molecular function (GO): oxidoreductase activity, acting on paired donors, with incorporation or reduction of molecular oxygen; iron ion binding; monooxygenase activity
Source: RefSeq, a predicted model, not a curated record
UGCUGGCAUGGUGACAUUGCCUCAAAAGGACAUUAGCUCUAUUACAUGAUAUAAAGGAUUCAACUUCUCUGUACAUAAUUGGAGUCUAGUUGUGCCUCUUACGGCUUUUCAUACUAUUCGAAUUCAAUUGACUGAAGAGCAGCAUGUGCUGAUGUGCUAUCAAUUGGGGUAUCUCCUCGUAUUUCUCUUCUUAGUUUGGACAGACCCGCAUAUUACCGAUACAUAUAUGUAAAGAAUUUGAUAAGAUAAAAAUGUCUUCUGAAUUCAGUUUUACUAAAUGCAUGCAUAUGAAAAUGUAUAGAUUUCUACAAUUGUUAGAGCAACAAGGACCUUCCUUCUUGUUGAACCCCUUUUCGCUUUAUUUUCUUUCCAUAUUCUUGGUGUUCCUCCUCUUUAUCAAAUGGCACUUUAACAGUCCAACUAACAGAAAAAAUCGACCACCUUCACCACCAAAGCUCCCAAUUAUAGGAAACUUACACCAAUUGGGCUUGUUGAAGCAUCGCUCACUCCAAUCCUUAGCUAGAAAACAUGGGCCGAUCAUGCUGCUUCACCUAGGCAAUGUACCUGCACUAGUCAUUUCCUCUGCUGAUGCAGCUUCUGAGAUCAUGAAAAACCAUGAUCUCAUCUUCGCAAACAGGCCCAAAUCAAGAAUCUUCAAGAGACUCAUGUAUGACUGCAAGGCAGUAUCAGUGGCACCUUAUGGUGAACUUUGGAGGCAGUUGAAAAGUAUUAUGGUGCUCCAGCUUCUGAGUAAUAAGAGAGUUCAGUCUUUUCAUAGUGUGAGAGUAGAAGAAAUAGCCGACAUGAUGAACAAGAUUACUGAGCUGUCUAGUUUGUCAUUGCCGGUGAAUUUAAGUGAAAUGUUUACAUCACUUACAAAUGAUGUGAUAAGCAAGGCAGCUUUUGGAAGGAAGUAUGGUGGUGGGGAAAGUGGAAAGAAGUUCAAACAGCUAUUGAAGGACUAUUUAGGGCUAUUAAGCCGAUUCGACGUUGGGAAGUUAUUUCCAUGGCUCGGUUGGCUUAGCCGAGUCAAUGGAUUCGAUGUUGAAGUAGGGAGGGUGGCCACAGAACUUGAUGAAUUUCUUGAGGGUGUAGUUGAAGAGCGCUUGAAUGGUUUGGAAACAGAGAUCUAUAAUAGUAAUGGUGGUCAAGAUGGAUAUACAGGCAGGGAGGACUUUCUUGAUAGUUUGCUUCACAUAUACAAAGAAAACAGUGCUGGUGUUCCUAUCGAUAGAGAUAGCAUCAAAGCUCUUAUUUUGACUACCUUUGCAGCUGGAACUGAUACUACCUCUACGCUUCUAGAGUGGGCAAUGACAGAGCUGUUAAGACACACUCAAAUCAUGAAGAAAGUGCAGACUGAGGUGAGGGAGGUUCUUGGACAAAAAAAGGACAUAACUGAUGAAGAUUUGGAAAAAAUGCACUACUUGAGAGCCAUGAUUAAAGAAACUUUACGUUUUCAUCCUCCGAUUCCAUUACUAGUUGCAAGGGAAGCAAGGCAUGAUGUCAAAGUAAUGGGAUAUGAUGUUUCUGCUGGAACAAUGGUUAUCACCAAUGCUUGGGCAAUUGGGAGAGACCCUGUUGUAUGGGAUGAAGCAGAGGAGUUUAGGCCAGAGAGGUUCUUAAAUUCUCCUAUUGAUUACAAAGGGUUGGACUUCCAAUUCAUUCCAUUUGGUGCUGGAAGGAGGGGUUGCCCAGGAAUCUCGUUCGCAAUGGCUGUUAAUGAGCUGGUGUUAGCAAAUCUGGUGAACAAGUUUGAUUGGCAAUUACCAGGUGGAGCAAAAGCUGAGGAUUUGGACAUCACUGAAUGCCCUGGCGUCACAAUCCACAAAAGGAUUCCUCUUUUUGCCAUUGCAACUGCAUGCUCAAGCUAGUACAAAUCUACUUAAAAUUUGGAAUGUUUUUCCUUGUCACCUUCCUAUGUUCUUUAUAUGAUAGUAGAUACUUUCAACAUAAGGCUCAACGUAAGGGUACUAUUUUUCAGUCAAACCAAUGCUUAAAUCUUGUACAAUGUCAUGUGGUCAUCACAUUCACUUGUUCUAGUAUGACCUUGAUCCAUAAUUUAAAAAGUGGGCCGAUGUUAUGUAA